Branchiostoma floridae (Florida lancelet) is the source of this 1381-nucleotide messenger RNA. RefSeq names its product discoidin, CUB and LCCL domain-containing protein 1-like. NCBI's taxonomy places the organism in Eukaryota, Metazoa, Chordata, Leptocardii, Amphioxiformes, Branchiostomatidae. Bases 4 to 714 code for a protein of 236 amino acids. The transcript is spliced from 4 exons. The record is from RefSeq and is a predicted model, not a curated record.
GAUAUGUCCACCACUGUUGACGCCUUGAAGAGCGACCAAGACGACAUGUCAACCACUGUAGACGCCUUGAAGAGCUACCAAAACCACAUACGCCAACUGUCCACCACUGUUGACGCCUUGAAGCGCGACCUGGACAACGAGCAAAGCCGAAACGCCGCGUUGGAACAGCGUUUUCAGAAGAUGAGCGAGACUGUAACAAUGUCUCUCUCUGCCUGGUCAGCAUCAGCCGUGAGACACGGGGAUCAAGACCACUCCGCUCAUCGCGCCGAUAUCAACUCUCGCGAGACUGCCACUCAAGCCGGCGCCUGGGUGAGCACGCGUCACCACAAUCCGCAGUACAAUUCGGACAUACAGGGGUACAGCCGGCCAGAGUGGCUGAUGAGGGAGCUGUUCGAGGUGAAAAACGUCAUAGGCAUCAUCACUAAGGGCAGGAACUUCAACGCUGAUGAUUGGCCGUAUCCUGGAUCACAUAACCAAUACGUCACAUCCUACGUCAUUUCAUACGGCGUCCAAAAUGGCGAUGAGAGGUUCUACACCGGUGCGGACAACCAAAUUACUGUUUUCAGAGGGAACUCUGACCGGGACACGCCGGUCCGCCGCUACUUUCGGGACUACAGCGGUCCCGCCAUGAUCACGGCGCGAUUCAUCAAAAUCCACCCCAAGACUUGGCACGAGUGGAUCGCCAUGCGGGCCAAGAUCUUAAUACAAUACUGAAGGACGUCUACAGACGACAGGUGGAACCCUCAACAGUGACAACACCACUGUACAGCGGCUCUUCCGGCCAUCCGCAGUAAAACCUGGAUUUUUAGCAAUGGGUCACAUUUCAUAGCCUGAGUACCAUCCUCCGUAGUGACCGCUGGCUCACUACUCAGUUCGCGAAAGUGAGCCAGCGGUCACUACGGGAGGAUGGUUCUCAGGCUACAUAUUUUACCCUGUUUUUAUGUGUUAUGUAUUUGUAAUGUAACAUAAUGAAGCAGGACUGUACAAUGGUAGUAACGAAUCAGUUGUCACGCAGAGAGAAAGUUUACAGAUCUUUUCGCAAGCAGCCAGAAGUUCUUCAAAUGUAAAUGGACAUUCUAGGAAGUAAAAAGCUCCUGGUUUCAAAUUAUUACCUGCUCCUAAAGAGUUUCCUGUUCAAUGAAGAAACUUCGUUGUUUUCGUUCGCUGUAGUAAACUAGAAACACAGUGCCAGAACUGCUGGUCGUUUAUUCAUAUUAAGUUAAGCGUCUUUGUUAUGAGUCUUCACAAAAAUGUGGCGGUUGUUUCACACUAAAGAUUUACACUGUGCUCAUUCGAGCCUGAAAUAACCACUGAGGAAGCCACACUGUAGGCACAGGUGACAGUUGUAGGGCUAGUCUUUUACAUGUGGUCUUAUACAUUA